Molecule: messenger RNA, 1290 nt
Organism: Theileria annulata
Lineage: Eukaryota; Apicomplexa; Aconoidasida; Piroplasmida; Theileriidae
Exons: 3
Coding region: 1-1290 (429 amino acids)
Source: RefSeq, a predicted model, not a curated record
AUGUAUUUUAAAGAUUCCUUCAAAAUGAGGAGUUUUUCCGUCAAAACCCUUAAAAAGUUGCCUUAUCAAAUGGCAACACUGUACUUUAUAUUGUUUAUCAUCUCAAUUAUCGCUUCAGUUAUUACUGUAAACUGUGGAGAUGAAGUGUUUAAAAGAUAUACAUCAUGUCAUGGGAAUAAGGUGUAUAAUAUAAAUUGGAUAGGAGGAGUGGUGUUUCUUCAAAUAUUACUUUGCUUCGUUUCAGUUGAGCCUGAUCAGACAAAUACUACACCGAAAAAUCAAACAGUAUUAGAGUUGUCAGAACCAGAUCCUGACCGUUUAGUGAAUUUUAAUAUAAAUGAAACACUAUCAGUUUACUCGAGAGGAAAUUCCAACUCAGACUACAAAGUGAUUAUCGGAAAUACAACACCAAAUAAACGCAAUAAACAUAAAAAAACUAAAAAUCCCAAUACACUAAAACAAAGUUUAAAGAAUGCGAGUACAUUUUUAAAUUUAUCGGAAAGUUUGUUGUCGUAUAAACUUGUGAAGGCUGGAGAGGAGAUUCGGAAACGAGUGAGAAUCUGUUGGAGUUCAAUUUGGAUGGUAUCAUACAACUUUGUGAUAUUUAUGGGUGUUCACGGCUCAGUUUUGGCCUCUAGGAUCCAUGCAAAUAUUAGUUUAAACAGAUACGCACUUGAGACUUGUCCUCAUCUGGAAUAUUUCCCCUUCAACUUAAGCUCACCCACACUUAAGGAACCAAUACUGAGCGAGUCUGUUCUGCUGGUGACUUAUAUUUCAUUCACAAUUCAUGAAAUUGUGAUUCGGAAAACUGAAAACUGUUACUUGGUUAAGAACUUUUUUGGGAAACAUUACUUCAAGGAAUCGCUAAUUCUUGGCUCUGCAAGACUUAUUAUUCAGGUCAUAUUAUUCUCCUUAAACAUUGGCAUAAUUGUCUUGUGUAUUUUAACUGGCUUCGGUUCACCUUUUCACGUUCUAGUUGGAUUCUCCAUAUCAAUGCUUUCGCUAUGGAUUAAUUCACUGUUGUCACAGUUACUAGAUCUCACACAUUACGGUGAAAUGAAGGCACCAACACUUGAUUAUAGUUACAUUUGGUCUAUUUUAAGUGCGUUUGUUCUUUGGUUUUGCGGAUUCUUUUAUUAUGUUUCCGUAUACGGAUUUCCUUAUAAACGACCUUAUGUCUAUCUUAACCCUAUCUCCUGGAUUCUAUUAAUAUCACUCACUCAUUUCAAACGACAUGAAAUCUUCAAUUCAUCACAAUAUCUACAAGGAUUCGUUCCAACUUUUACUUAA